Messenger RNA from Bubalus bubalis (water buffalo), 3612 nucleotides. RefSeq names its product MEF2 activating motif and SAP domain containing transcriptional regulator (gene MAMSTR). Gene Ontology annotation, molecular function: transcription coregulator activity. The transcript has 10 exons. Gene Ontology annotation, biological process: regulation of transcription by RNA polymerase II. Bases 232 to 1479 code for a protein of 415 amino acids. NCBI's taxonomy places the organism in Eukaryota, Metazoa, Chordata, Mammalia, Artiodactyla, Bovidae. The record is from RefSeq and is a predicted model, not a curated record. Gene Ontology annotation, cellular component: nucleus.
UCCCCCCCCCCGCCCCGCUCCCGACACGCCCCCAAAAGGGUGGGUCCGAGGCGGUCCCAGGCUGGUAGGGCGGAGCCUGAGGCCACCAGCCUUAACCACCCGACUCGACCCACUCUAGAGCACCGCUGCGCAGAGUCCACCUGGCUCCAGGAAUUGGGGCCCUCGGCGUGUCCUCUCUCACACCCAGGAGUCUGGGCCCGCAGUCCCCUCCACUCCCAGGAUCCAGAAGGUAUGGCCCGAGGCCGCUCCUUCUCUAGGUUCCUCAGGCCCUUUCCCUGCUGCGUUCACACGCAGGGGACGCUUCCUGACCUCCACUCUGAUCCUGCCUCCCCCCUCCCCCCACACAGUCCAGAUCCCCAUCCCAGCCUUGGCAAUGACCCUGGCGGCUUCCUCCCAGCGCUCCCAAAUCAUUCGGUCCAAGUUCCGAUCUGGCCAGGCUCUUGGACACUCCCUUCCCGCCUCUCUCCUCCCACUCCUUCCACAGUCCUUCAGCUUCGGAUCCACAGACGGUAUCAGGACCCGACCCUCUCGGGGUCCUUCACCGCCUCUCCAGUCUUGGAUCCUGAUCCAUGGAUCUCAGCUGCAGAUCCGGCUCUGGCUCUGGCCCCUGCCUCCCCAUUGGGCCCAGCCCCUUUCCUCUUCAACCCUGAAGUCCUUCUUCCUGAGCCGAAACCCUGCUGGUCCCUGAAGAAGGAGUCUCCCAAGACCUCCCAACACUGGAGGGAGCCCAAGCCCAAGGGGAACUUGACAUACCACCAGUACAUACCCCCAGAGCCAAGACAAGGGUACAGGGCAGACCCCCAGGUUGAAGGGUCGCCCUUGGAUCCCCCUGGACCGCCUCUGUGGGAAGGGACAACCUCACAGCAGCCACCUCCUAGGAUGAAGCCCACACCCCUCACUCCCUCCCCACCAGGAGUCCCCAGCCCCUCGCCCCUGCCACAUAAGUUGGAACUUCAGACCCUCAAACUGGAGGAGCUGACGGUCUCAGAGCUCCGGCAGCAGCUGCGGCUGCGAGGCCUCCCGGUGUCGGGGACCAAGUCAAUGCUUCUGGAGCGCAUGCGCGGCGGCGCCCCGCCCCGCGAACGGCCGAAGGCUCGGCGCGAGGACAGUGCGGCGGGCGCCCCCUGGCCUCGCUUCAGGCCCAAGGCUUUGGGAGCCGCCCGGAGUGCGUGCUCGUUCAAGUUGAGUCCAACAUCUCAUUCGCCGCCUCCUCCACGUGCCGCGGAAACCCUGGUGACUGCUUCGGCUUCGGCUCCGGUUCCGAUUGCGACGACGGCUCAGGCUCCAACUCCAGCUCCAGCGCCAGUCCCUUCCUCAGCACCGGCCUCAACAGCUCUGACCCUGGAGGAGGAGCUGCAGGAAGCGAUCCGCAGAGCGCAGCUGCUUCCGAACCGGGGCAUUGAUGACAUCCUGGAGGAUCAGGUGGAGCCUGAGGGUAGCUGGACCCCUUACUUGGUAGCCCAGGGCUCCCCAAAGUGAGCAUUCCUCGGGGAAGGAGCAGAAACUUCCAGUUUUUUAAAGACUGAACUUGGAACUGGCACAGUGUCACUUCCACUACAUUCUACUCCUUAAUGUAAGUCGGGGAAGGCCAGGCUUAAUAUGAAAUAUAACUACACAAAUGUAUGAAUUUCAGGGGCAUGGUCAUUGGGGGCUAUCUUUGGAGACUUGCCACUAUAUGCCUCUAAGGCAAUCGUGGGCCACAGGUCACAAGAAGGGGGCAAGAAAUAAACUCCCAGGCACCUUGAGCCCACCAGCAGUCCUGGAAACAAAGCUGCAGGGUAAGCUGUUAGCAGCAAGCUGUUUUAAAAUAUAGGUUUUAUUAUUAUUCAGGUAUGGUGAGGCCAAUAGAUCAGGAGACAAUUGCCAGACAAACAAACAAAAAACAGUUUUUUAUUUUCACAGGUCCCAAAGGCAGGGGGCAAAGCCAAGCUAUACAGGGUAUAUGGAGAAGCACCAGGGUCAGUCAGGAGGUAGAGAGGAAGAGGAGAAACUUGGACCCGAGAGACUUUAUUGUGGUUUCCUUAGGAAAUAACAGAUGUGCCAAGGAUCUGUAAGCUCAGGAUUGUCUAGUUUGAAUAAUGUCAGCAGGCUCUGGGGUGUAAGAGUUGUCCCCAGUUACCUGGAACUUGGCCUUGGAGGGGCAGAUGAAUAGUGGCCUGAAAUAUAGAGAUCCAUACAGGAAGUGGUUUGAGGUACAGGCUCUGGGUUGGUUGGUUUGCAUGUGAAGGGCAUGCUUAGGUGUGAGUCCUUUCUUACCUCUAGGAAUUGGCCAGCCCUGGGAGGGCAGUCCCUCCAUCAGCAAAGCCCCAGAUGUCAAAGCUCCAGAAAUACAGAAAAUAAAAAGGCAAGAUUAAUGCAUAAAACACUCCGAGGCUGAGUGUUGGGUGCACAGAACUGGUAAGAAGAAUCUGAGGGAACCUGGGCAGGCCAACAACGAUGUCCACUACAAGUGAGAAUGUGCUGCGGAUUGGUUAUGUUACAGUGCCUAGAGUCGUGACUUCCCUUGUCACUGUCGUGUAAGUUUCUUUAUUCGUUCCUACAGCCCAGUGUGACUGAGAGAGUUCACUGAGACUGUCCACAAACCAGACCUGGCAAGUGACAUGCACUGAUAAAUGUUAACCACCAUUUCUAGUUGCUGAUCAACAAUUCUAGUGCCUCAAAGUGUGUAAACUCCAGUGAAUGUCGAAGAUUCAAGAUAAAAAUGGAAGGGAACAAAUGCUCAUUACCAUGAGGGAAAGGGAAUCUUUGGUGUCUUCCAAACCAGGUAGAAUUUGUCACCCUCACUUUCCAGAGAAAAUAAUUAAAGAUCGGAGAAGGGGAGUGACCUGCCCAGUAUCACACAGACAGGAGGUGUUGGAGUAGGGUUUUAAAUUGGAUUCAUAAAUUCACAGCCUGUGCCCUCAGGGUUGAAAAAUCAAAGAGCCUCAAUCUCUGCUCUGGUGAAGCUCAGACAUUUGAAAAGAGAGAGUCCCAAUGCAGGGUGAUAAGUAUUUUCAUGGCAAUGGGAUAGGAGGGGCAUGAAUCCUAGAAAGUACCGGAAUUUACGGGGGAUGGGACAGGGUGGUCAGAGGAAACAUUUUUUGCUAAGACUCAGAGGAUUGAGGAGGAGAUAGUCAGGAAUGCCUUGGAAGAAGCAUCCUUGUUGAGGGUGAAGAACACACAAAGGCUUGAAGGUGUGAAGGGUGCUGUUACCUGGGGAAACGUGUGAGGUCAGGGUUCCUGGAAUAAAAAGUGGAUGUCCGUGCUAUGGCAGAAUCUGGGACUAGAGAGGUGGGUGGUGGCUGGGUCUUGCAGGAUCCUUUAUGUCAGGCUGAACGUUGCUGGGAAAGGGAUAGAGUCAGCCCUGGGGAAGGGGUCUUCCUUUGUUUGUUUCCCUUCUGACACUUCUGUGCCUCUGUUCCCACCUCUGCCUGACCCCGGGUCCUCUUCACUCUGUCCCCAUCUCUCCUACGUCCAGAGGAGGGUGGCAUUGGGCUGAGAGCCUCAAAGUGUGUGCAGUCCCAGAGAAGAGCCGAGGCUAAAAUCACUGCAGAUGGUGACUGCAGCCAUGAAAUUAAAAGACGCUUACUCCUUGGAAGGAAAGUUAUGACCAACCUAGAUAGCAUAUUCAAA